Messenger RNA from Monopterus albus (swamp eel), 1680 nucleotides. RefSeq names its product cell surface glycoprotein 1-like. The transcript has 3 exons. NCBI's taxonomy places the organism in Eukaryota, Metazoa, Chordata, Actinopteri, Synbranchiformes, Synbranchidae. The record is from RefSeq and is a predicted model, not a curated record. The coding region runs from base 1 to 1680 and encodes 559 amino acids.
AUGGCUGGUUGGAUAGAGCCUUGUCCUCCUACAGGGCCAACUCCUCCUACAGGCCCAACUCCUCCUAGAGAGCCUAGUCCUCCUACAGGGCCAGCUCCUCCUAGAGAGCCUAGUCCUCCUACAGGGCCAACUCCUUCUAGACAGCCUAGUCCUCCUACAGGCCCAACUCCUUCUAGAGAGCCUAGUCCUCCUACAGGGCCAGCUCCUCCUAGAGAGCCUAGUCCUUCUACAGGCCCAACUCCUCCUAGAGAGCCUAGUCCCCCUACAGGGCCAGCUCCUCCUAGAGAGCCUCGUCCUCCUACAGGGCCAACUCCUCCUAAAGAGCCUAGUCCCCCUACAGGGCCAACUUCUCCUAGAGAGCCUAGUCCUCCUACAGGGCCAACUCCUCCUAGAGAGCCUAGUCCCCCUACAGGGCCAAAACCUCCUAGAGAGCCUAGUCCUCCUAGAGAGCCUAGUCCUCAUACAGGCCCAACUCCUCCUAGGGAGCCAAGUCCUUCUAGAGAGCUGAGUCCUUCUACAGAGCUGAGUCCUCCUAGAGGGCUGACUCCUCCUAGAGAGCCAAGUCCUCCUACAGAGCCGAGUCCUCCUAGAGAGCUAAGUCCUUCUACAGAGCCGAGUCCUCCUAGAGAGCCGGGUCAUCCUACAGAGCCGGGUCAUCCUACAGAGCUGAGUCCUCCUAGAGGGCUGACUCCUCCUAGAGAGCCAAGUCCUCCUACAGAGCCGAGUCCUCCUAGAGAGCUAAGUCCUUCUACAGAGCCGAGUCCUCCUAGAGAGCCGGGUCAUCCUACAGAGCCGGGUCAUCCUACAGAGCUGAGUCCUCCUAGAGGGCUGACUCCUCCUAGAGAGCCAAGUCCUCCUACAGAGCCGAGUCCUCCUAGAGAGCUAAGUCCUUCUACAGAGCCGAGUCCUCCUAGAGAGCCGGGUCAUCCUACAGAGCCGGGUCAUCCUACAGAGCUGAGUCCUCCUAGAGGGCUGACUCCUCCUAGAGAGCCAAGUCCUCCUACAGAGCCGAGUCCUCCUAGAGAGCUAAGUCCUUCUACAGAGCCGAGUCCUCCUAGAGAGCCGGGUCAUCCUACAGAGCCGGGUCAUCCUACAGAGCUGAGUCCUCCUAGAGGGCUGACUCCUCCUAGAGAGCCAAGUCCUCCUACAGAGCCGAGUCCUCCUAGAGAGCUAAGUCCUUCUACAGAGCCGAGUCCUCCUAGAGAGCCGGGUCAUCCUACAGAGCCGGGUCAUCCUACAGAGCUGAGUCCUCCUAGAGGGCUGACUCCUCCUAGAGAGCCAAGUCCUCCUACAGAGCCGAGUCCUCCUAGAGAGCUAAGUCCUUCUACAGAGCCGAGUCCUCCUAGAGAGCCGGGUCAUCCUACAGAGCCGGGUCAUCCUACAGAGCUGAGUCCUCCUAGAGGGCUGACUCCUCCUAGAGAGCCAAGUCCUCCUACAGAGCCGAGUCCUCCUAGAGAGCUAAGUCCUUCUCUCCUCCUAGAGAGCCUAGUGACCCUACAUGGCCAACUGCUCCUAGAGAGCCUAGUCCCCCUACAGGGCCAGCUCCUCCUAGAGAGCCUAGUCCUCCUACAGGCCCAACUCCUCCUAGACAGCCUAGUCCCCCUAGAGGGCCACCUCCUCCUAGAGGGUGGCUGUGGCUCAAGAGCCAUCAUCGCCUCACCUCGACCAGCACGGGAGUGA